Molecule: messenger RNA, 1245 nt
Organism: Cygnus atratus (black swan)
Lineage: Eukaryota; Metazoa; Chordata; Aves; Anseriformes; Anatidae
Product: ficolin-1-like
Source: RefSeq, a predicted model, not a curated record
AUGUUCCAGUCACUGUGGGUCUUCGAGUUCACCUACCUGGACAACCUCAGCAAAGUUAUCGAUCUUCAAAGACUUCCAGAGUGGGGAUCCCAGGCAUUGGGCAAGCACAGAGGUGGAGCUUACACUGGAUUUUUUUAUUACGUAAAAGGGCUUAGAUGGGUCAAUACUAACCACAGUGCCUGGGACGGAGAAGGAAAGCUGAGCAGAGAGCAGAGAGCUGUGCCAGCAAUGGAAAGUGUAGCCCCAGUCCUUCUUGUCCUGCUCAGCAUAACAGCCACCAUUUGCGAUGCCCAGGACACCUGCCCAGAGGUGAGAAUAGUGGGACUAGGUGAUGCUGACCGGCUUGCUGUUCUCCAAGGAUGCCCAGGGAUCCCAGGUGCCUCUGGCUCAAAGGGAGAACCAGGUGUCCCAGGAACAAAAGGAGAAAUGGGAACCCAGGGACUCCCUGGGAAAGCAGGACCACCCGGUACAAAAGGAGUGGCUGGAGACCCUGGUUUCCCAGGACCAAAAGGGGAGGGAAGGACUAGGUGUGGAAGGCAGAGAGCAAUUGAUGAUGUUGUUUGCCCAACAGGAACAAAAGGAGAGCCUGGGUUUCCAGAAACUUUGGCCAGGAACUGCCAAGAGCUGCUGGAUAAAGGGAAGAUCCUGAGUGGAUGGUACACUAUCUACCCCCAAGGCUGCAAUGCCACCACUGUCUUCUGUGAUAUGGACACAGACGGUGGAGGAUGGAUUGUUUUCCAGAGACGCUCAGAUGGAUCAGUGAAUUUUUUGCGAGAUUGGUAUUCAUACAAGCGAGGAUUUGGCAACCAGCUAACAGAGUUCUGGCUGGGGAAUGACAACAUCCACUUCCUCACCUCUCUGGGAAAUUGUGAACUCCGUAUUGACCUGAGAGACUUUGAGAACAACUACUACUUUGCCAAGUACGCUUCUUUCAGAAUUUUAGGAGAGUCUGAGAAAUACAAACUAGUUCUAGGAGACUUCCUUGGUGGAAAUGCUGGAGACUCCUUAUCAUACCACAAGGACAUGCCAUUUUCAACAACAGACCAGGACAACGACAUGAGCUCCUUUAAUUGUGCCACAGCCUAUAAGGGAGCAUGGUGGUACAAUGACUGCCACUACUCUAACCUGAAUGGGAUGUACUGGCUGGGCAUUCAUGGGAGCUAUGCUGAUGGUAUAAACUGGAAGACCGGCAAAGAAUACCACUACUCCCAUAAGCAAACAGAAAUGAAAUUCAGGCCACUGUAA